This is a messenger RNA of Arabidopsis arenosa, 2881 nucleotides long. Lineage: Eukaryota; Viridiplantae; Streptophyta; Magnoliopsida; Brassicales; Brassicaceae. The record is from the annotation of a GenBank genome assembly.
UCCAAUUUCUUUAAUCAACUACCAUUUUUGGCUAUUCUUUGGUCUUCGUUUCGUAUAAUUAAGCUUGGGCGUGGAAAGCAAGAAAAAAUUCUAAACUUUAUAUAAAAUUCCCAGAAUCGGAUUGAUCCAAAAAGAGUAUUGGCAAAAAAAAAAAUCAAGAAGAAGAAACUCUGUUUUUUUUUUGUUCUGGAAAAAAUGAGGAGCGUGAUGAUGGAGAGAGAGGGAAGGAAUGAGAUAGAGAGAGAAGUAAUAGAUGACUUGGAAGAGACGCAAAACGAAGCAGAUGAAUUCAAGUCAAUACCUCCAUGGAAGAGUCAAAUUACUGUCAGAGGAAUUGUUGCAAGUUUGAUCAUUGGUAUAAUCUACAGUGUGAUUGUGAUGAAACUUAACCUAACAACAGGUUUGGUCCCAAACCUAAAUGUCUCUGCAGCUCUUUUAGCCUUUGUCUUCCUUAGAAGCUGGACUAAGCUGUUGACCAAAGCUGGGAUUGUGACUAAACCGUUUACUAAACAAGAGAACACUGUUGUCCAAACAUGUGCUGUUGCUUGUUACAGCAUUUCAGUUGGAGGUGGCUUUGGUUCAUACCUUCUUGGUUUGAACAGAAAUACUUAUAUACAGGCAGGAGGAACUCAGACUGAUGGGAAUUAUCCAGGAAGCACGAAAGAGCCUGGAAUCGGUUGGAUGACCGGUUUCUUGUUCUUUACUUGCUUUGUUGGUCUUUUAGCAUUGGUUCCUCUAAGAAAGAUCAUGAUCAUAGACUACAAGCUGACAUAUCCAAGUGGAACAGCUACCGCGGUUUUGAUCAACGGUUUCCACACUCCUAAAGGCAAUAAAAUGGCCAAGAAACAAGUGUUUGGGUUUGUGAAGUACUUCUCAUUUAGCUUCAUUUGGGCUUUCUUCCAAUGGUUCUUCUCUGGUGGUACAGAGUGCGGAUUCAUUCAGUUUCCAACUUUCGGAUUAAAAGCUCGGUUGAACUCGUUCUACUUCGACUUUAGCAUGACAUACAUUGGAGCAGGAAUGAUCUGUCCCCACAUUGUCAACUUAUCUUUGCUUUUCGGCGCGGUUCUGUCUUGGGGAAUCAUGUGGCCACUAAUUAAAGGUCUUAAAGGAGAUUGGUUCCCAUCAACUCUUUCUGAAAAUAGCAUGAAGAGUCUCAAUGGUUACAAGGUGUUUAUAUCAAUCUCAUUGAUCCUCGGAGACGGGCUUUACCAAUUCAUCAAGAUACUUGUUAUCACAGGAAUAAACAUGUACGCAAAGUUAAAGGAUCGACACACCGGGAAAUCUAAUUCGGAGAAAGAUAAGCAAUCUAUUGCAGAUCUUAAAAGAGAUGAGAUCUUUGUAAGAGACAGCAUUCCAUUAUGGGUUGCAGCAGUCGGAUACGCAGCGUUCUCUGUUGUCUCGAUAAUCGCAAUCCCUAUAAUGUUCCCCGAGCUCAAAUGGUACUUCAUAGUCGUAGCUUACAUGUUAGCUCCAUCGUUAGGUUUCAGCAACGCUUAUGGAGCAGGACUUACAGACAUGAACAUGGCUUAUAACUAUGGUAAAGUUGCUCUGUUCAUCUUAGCCGCUAUGGCAGGGAAAGAAAACGGUGUAGUCGCGGGACUUGUCGGAUGCGGGUUGAUAAAAUCGAUUGUCUCGAUUUCUUCUGACCUAAUGCACGAUUUCAAGACAGGACAUUUGACUCUGACUUCACCAAGGUCGAUGCUUGUGAGCCAAGCAAUCGGUACAGCGAUUGGAUGUGUGGUGGCUCCUCUCACUUUCUUCUUGUUUUAUAAAGCUUUCGAUGUCGGAAACCAGGCGGGAGAGUAUAAAGCUCCUUACGCUUUGGUAUACAGAAACAUGGCUAUUCUUGGAGUUGAGGGUUUCUCUGCUUUGCCUCAACAUUGUCUCCAGCUUUGUUACGGGUUUUUCGCAUUCGCGGUGGUAGCGAAUCUCGUUAGGGAUUGGUCGCCGGAGAAGAUAGGGAAGUGGGUUCCAUUACCGAUGGCAAUGGCGGUUCCGUUUCUUGUCGGAGGGUACUUUGCUAUUGAUAUGUGUGUUGGGAGUUUGAUUGUCUUUGCGUGGAAUAUGAGAGAUCGGGUUAAAGCCGGUUUAAUGGUACCAGCGGUUGCUUCCGGUUUGAUAUGUGGAGAUGGUCUAUGGAUUUUGCCGUCGUCGGUUCUUGCUUUGGCCGGAGUUAAACCUCCGAUCUGUAUGAACUUCAUGCCGACUUUGGAGCUAUCGAAAUUUCUGAAUCUGAAAGUUUCAGUAGAGAUGGCUUCAGAUCGAAAAGUUUUAACUUUCGAAGAAGUUUCACAGCACAACAAAACAAAGGAUUGUUGGCUUAUUAUUUCCGGCAAGGUGUAUGAUGUGACUCCAUUCAUGGAUGAUCAUCCUGGAGGCGAUGAAGUCUUGUUGUCCUCAACAGGGAAAGAUGCUACGAAUGAUUUUGAAGACGUUGGUCACAGCGACACUGCUAGGGACAUGAUGGAUAAAUAUUUCAUUGGUGAGAUUGAUUCGUCUAGUGUUCCAGCAACAAGGACAUACGUUGCACCGCAGCAACCAGCGUACAACCAAGACAAGACACCGGAAUUCAUCAUCAAGAUUCUUCAGUUCCUUGUUCCGAUCUUGAUCUUGGGACUGGCUCUUGUUGUCCGUCACUAUACCAAGAAAGACUAGAAGCCAAAGGCUUGCUUUUGCUUGUCAUUGAAUAUCUCUACCGAUCUCUGUCUAUCUCUCUUGCUAAAAAAAUACUGUUACUGUUGUUUGGUCUUAGACUGAUUCUUGUUGAAAUUACGAACCAAAAAUAUUGUGUUGCUAGUUUCGUCGUCGCAUAGUUUUGCUUUGUUGAGUUUAUGAUGACAUGUUUUCGACUUUGAUGAUAUAAUAAAAGACUGCUUGUUUU